UCUCUCCCUUCUUUUAUUAUGUUGAGCCGACGCCCGGCUUCCGCAAUCCAACUCCAGUUGGGGAUUCCCCUCCGUCGCCUGUGUCUAUCGAUCGAACCUGUAUGGGAUUUUGUGAUGCUCCCCGGGGUCUUUAACGUUCCGGUGGUGCAUUUUUUCUCCUUGAUCAGCUACACGUUGCUGUUCCUGGUGGUCGGAUCCGGAUCUUCGGGGUUGCUCCUCCUCCGUUUGUGCUCAUGGCGACGCUCGUCAAAUAUGGAGGCAACGAUGUUAUCUGCCCUGGCCCUUUUUACUCGAAUCUCACUGAUUCGAGCCUUCUCCUUUCUCUUGGUCAAAAGGCUGAUGUCUCCGGCCCCCCUUGCAAGAGAUAUCGGGUCACGGCACCUCUUAUCUCCAGAGCUGGAGAAAAGGUCAUAGACGAAGAGAAACAGCCCCGAUCGAUCGACACCCUUCCUGACGAGUGCCUCUUUGAGAUACUCAGGCGGUUGCCCGGAGAUAAGGAGAGGAGCAACUCUGCUUGUGUCUCCAAGCACUGGCUUAUGCUUGUUAGCAGCAUCCGUUCUUCAGAGCUUGCUGCUUGCAAUAAGGUCUGCGAUGAAUCUGUGAAGAACCCCUCGCUGUUCCUGAAUAAUGAUGUGAUUGUCGAUGAGCAGGAAAGCGAGAACAAUGGGUAUCUCACCAGGUGCUUGGAUGCAGAGGAAGCUACGGAUAUUAGACUUGCUUCUAUUGCCCUUGGAACCUGUAGUCGUGGUGGGCUAGGCAAGCUUUCCAUCCGAGGAAGCAAUUCAACUCGUGUUACUGAUGUUGGGCUUUCUGCUAUUGCUCAUGGUUGCCCUUCCCUACGGGUUCUAUCUAUGUGGAAGGUACCCUUUGUCACUGAUGUUGGCCUAUCUGAGAUUGCCAAUGGAUGCCCAUUGUUGGAAAAGCUUGACCUCUGCCAGUGUCCACUGAUUUCAGACAAGGGCUUGAUAGCUGUUGCUCAGAAGUGCCCUGACUUAACAUCUUUGUCAAUUAAAUCUUGUUCGAGAAUUGGCAAUGAAGGUCUGCAGGCUAUUGGCCGUUGCUGUCCAAAACUAAAAUCUGUAACUAUAAAUGACUGUCUGCAGGUUGGUGACAAAGGAAUUGCAAGCUUGGUUUCUUCAGCCUCUUCUUCCUUGGAAAGUAUAAGACUUCGGACCUUGAAUAUCAGUGAUAUUGCUCUUGCAGUCAUUGGACACUAUGGGAAGAAUGUAAUUGACCUAUCUCUCACUGAGCUUCAGGAUGUGAAUGAAAAGGGAUUUUGGGUUAUGGGAAAUACUCAUGGCUUACAAAAGUUGAAGUCCAUCAGUAUCAACUGUUGCAAUGGGCUUACUGAUACUGCCUUGCAAGCUAUUGCCAAGGGUUCCCCCUUCCUGAAGCAGCUCUUUGUUUGCAAAUCUUGCUACCUGUCUGAUGCUGGUUUGAUAGCAUUUGCUGGAACAGCAAAGGCACUUGAGAGUUUGCACCUUGAGGAUUGUAACCAGAUCACUCUUAUGGGCAUCCUUGGUGCUCUUUUGAAGCGCAGUGCAGAAUUGAAGUCACUGAGUUUGGUGAGAUGCUUGGGCCUCAAAGACAUAUCUUUUGAAUUUUCACAACUGCCGUCAUGCAUGUCACUUAGGUCCCUGACUAUCCAAGACUGUCCAGGAGUCACUAGUGCUAGCAUACAAGUGGUAGGGAGGAUCUGCCCCCAGUUACAGAAUAUAGAUUUGAGUGGUCAAGUUGGGGUAACUGAUGAAUCGCUCAUCCCACUGAUCAAGAGUUCUGAGGUGGGCUUUGUGGAGAUCAAUCUGACCGGUUGUGUUAACGUAACAGAUGACUUGGUAACUAUGCUGGUCAAGGUACAUGGAAGUAGUCUGAAGAUGCUUAAUCUUCAUGGUUGUAGGAAGAUCACUGAUAGAAGCCUUCUGGCAAUUACAGAAAGUUGCUCUGCGCUUGAUGACCUUGAUUUGUCAAGUUGUUCAGUAGGUGAUUAUGGUGUGGCACUCCUGGCAUCAGCAAGGCAGCUUAACUUGCAUAUCCUCUCUCUUGCAAGUUGCUCACAGGUUACACUGAAGAGUCUGCCAUUCUUGGGAAACUUGGGGCUUUCCAUCGUGGGCCUAAAUCUUCAGGACUGCAGCUUGAUCAGUGCCCAUGGGCUGAGGUUGCUUGAGGAGAAGCUAUGGUGGUGUGAUAUCAUUUCCUAGUCGAGUUGAAGUACAAAAAAAUGGUCAGGGAAAUCUCUUGGUAGUCCAAUCAUUAGUCAAUCAUGAAAUCCAGCACCAUGAUUGAUUGUGAACAGCAGCAAUCUAUUUCUGUUUAGUUUUUGGCUCGUGCCUCUGGCCAUAAGCUUUUGCCUUCCUCGAAGAUUUUGGUUGUCUUCCAUGGACCAUUGGCCGAUCUUGUAUUUUUUGCAGAUUGUUCUCCUUUCACAGGAAAACUCUGUUUGGGGGGUUUGGCAGUCUUUAACUGGCUGGCUAUCCCCCAUUUUGGCCUUGGUUUGUGAGAUCACAACCAUAUCUAACCUUGAGUCAAGUUGUUGCUCAAUUAUGAGCCUAGUUAGCUCAUAUGUGCUCUAUGUUUUUCAUAUGGUCAUGGUUAUGUAUCAUCAGGGAAGCAUCAUACAUUGCUUGCUUCUAUGGUGUGUUUUAGCCAAAUCCUAUAUUGGCAAUGCCCGCAGGGCGAACUUGUGUCCAAAUGUUUCAGGUCUGUCGGUCCUUAGAGUUGUUCCAGUCUGGGCUUCAUGUCCUAUCGAGUUAUUUGAGUCUGUUCUCUUCAGUAUAGGUCUUUGGUUGGUUGCUUCUUGCACAGUUCUGUUUGGAUGCCCGAGAUUCAAGGGAUUUGGUUAUCGGCAGCUGAUAGCUAAAAGCAUGCCAUGACAACCAUGUUUGGUUGUUUAUUGUUCACCAAAUCCUACUUUUGCAGGCUGAUUGGGGAGGACUGUAAUAUUUGCAACCUUUCUGUAAUGAAUGAAUAAAAUCCUGUGUAUGCAUGAUCUCUCUGA
This is a messenger RNA of Musa acuminata AAA Group (dessert banana), 2995 nucleotides long. RefSeq names its product EIN3-binding F-box protein 1. NCBI's taxonomy places the organism in Eukaryota, Viridiplantae, Streptophyta, Magnoliopsida, Zingiberales, Musaceae. Gene Ontology annotation, molecular function: protein binding. The record is from RefSeq and is a predicted model, not a curated record. Gene Ontology annotation, cellular component: SCF ubiquitin ligase complex. The transcript is spliced from 2 exons. The coding region runs from base 234 to 2198 and encodes 654 amino acids. Gene Ontology annotation, biological process: SCF-dependent proteasomal ubiquitin-dependent protein catabolic process.